This is a messenger RNA of Juglans regia (Persian walnut), 843 nucleotides long. Its product is annotated as TMV resistance protein N-like. The record is from RefSeq and is a predicted model, not a curated record. Lineage: Eukaryota; Viridiplantae; Streptophyta; Magnoliopsida; Fagales; Juglandaceae. Gene Ontology annotation, biological process: signal transduction. Gene Ontology annotation, molecular function: protein binding. The transcript is spliced from 3 exons. Bases 1 to 843 code for a protein of 280 amino acids.
AUGCAACGUUCACCAGCUAAUUUGUCCAAGAACUUUGCUCGUAAAUUCCUUAAUCCCGGCGGUCGGAACCCAAUCCGAACAAUACCAAGCCCAUCAUGCGCUGUGUUCUUAAACCACCGGGGAGAUGAUACGAGGAAAACUCUUGCCGGGUUGCUCUACGACCACCUUUUCAGGUUGAGGCUUAGGCCUUUCCUCGACAGUCGAAACAUGAAACCUGGGGACAAACUGUUCGACCAGAUCGAUAUCGCUAUCCGAAAUUGUAAGGUUGGCGUUGCUGUGUUCUCGCCCCGAUAUUGUGAGUCCAAGUUUUGUCUCUAUGAAUUGGCUCUGAUCAUGGAAUCCAAGAAAAGAGUUAUACCCAUAUUUUGGGACGUAAAACCAUCCCAGCUAUUGGUGAAGGACAACGGAACUUGUUCGGUGGAGGAGCUUCAGAGAUUCAGCUUGGCACUUGAAGAAGUUAAAUAUACCGUAGGACUUGCUUUCGAUUCGUCAACAGGGGAUUGGUCAGAGUUCCUAAGAAGGGCUUCCCAUGCAAUCAUAGAGAAUUUACUCGAGCUUGAACGAAGAGCUUGGCUUGUUAUAUUGGAGUCCAUCAAUGCCCAUGAAGAUGACGUAAAUGCCUUCUUCGCAGGCUUCGAUGCCUUUGUGUUCACGAGCUCAGCGGAUGGAACUAUCAAGGUAUGGCGAAGGGAGCUACAGAACCAAGCACUUCCUGGUUCGGGUUUUGUUGAAACAGGAAAAUGCGAUGAUAGCGUUAGCCGUAAACAAAUCGUCAGCCGUUGUAUAAUGCAGAUCCUUAGAUGCGCUGGUGAAAUUCUGGGAAUGCAAGAAGAGGUAGAGUGA